CUCCCUUCCUCCGCUGGACUCGGCGCAGGGAGCGAUGUGAUUGGGCGGGCGGGCGGUCCGUCCUUCCUCGGAUUCCCUCGCCUGCCCUCCGCCUCCGGCUCGUUUGCUCCCGGGUUUCCUAGCGGAGGAAGGCACAGAGCAUGGAGAAUGAUGAAUUUUCGUCAGAGGAUGGGAUGGAUUGGUGUGGGACUGUACCUAGUAGCAAGUGCUGCAGCCUUUUACUAUGUCUUCGAAAUCAAUGAGACUUACAAUCGACUAGCACUGGAACACAUUCAGCAACCCCCAGAGAAAUUUAAACAAGAAAUCAGUUGGAUGCAUUCCUUAAAAACACGUCUUCUCUCUGUACCCUUUUGGCUAUGGGCCAUUAUCUUUUUAAUACCUUAUUUACAAAUGUUCUUAUUCCUUUACUCGUGUACGAGGGCUGAUCCUAAAACAGUGGGCUACUGCAUAAUUCCUAUCUGCUUGGCUGUGGUUUGCAAUCGUCAUCAAACAUUUGCAAAGGCCUCCAAUCAAAUCAGCAGACUGCAGCUUAUUGACACGUAAGGAAAUCAAUGUGGCCUCUCCCCUUCCCCAGUGGCUGGCUUUUGAUAAGUUGAAGAUCAAUUGAAUAUUUGAAAGGAACUUGAAAUUUUUUUUCUCAACAUUAACCUCUGGACAGAGCACCUACCAACCUUCUAUUUUUUUUUUUUUUAACAAGAUGAUUUUUAACUGUGGGGGGGUAUUCUGUUUGGUGAAAAGUUCUUUUGAGAACAGAGGGUAACAUUCUUCAUAUUUGCCUUACAAAGCAGAAUUUCUACACUCCAUCUGAAGAUUUUAGAGUAAAUAUAUAUUUGAAACCCUAAUUCACUGUGCAUCCUUCAAAACGUCAAGUUUCCUAUAAGGGAACUGCUGAAAAUUGACUUUGCCUAUGUUUAUGUGUAAACUUUGGAAUUAUUAUAAAAGUGGCAUUGAGACAUUGUCCUUUCUUCUUUGAUGAUGUUGCACUAAAUAAAUGAGAUUCCUUUUGCACACA
Molecule: messenger RNA, 1012 nt
Organism: Protobothrops mucrosquamatus (brown spotted pit viper)
Lineage: Eukaryota; Metazoa; Chordata; Lepidosauria; Squamata; Viperidae
Gene: LYSET
Product: transmembrane protein 251
Exons: 2
Coding region: 148-543 (131 amino acids)
Source: RefSeq, a predicted model, not a curated record